GUGUUUGUCACCUCCGAGCAGAAUGGCUGCAGUCACAGAGCUCUCCUUCCUGCUGUUUGCUCUCAGCAACUACAUCCAUGCUACAGAACUGAUCUACAUCAAAAAGGAAGGAUACUCUUACACCUUCAAGCUCCCCAAGAACAGCACCUCCUGCCUGAUCUCCAGAUGUGUUGGUGAGGAGCAGCUUGUCCUGUGGAACACCUCUGACCUCUGGUCCAACAGCUCCUCAGUACCUCAACACCUGAAACAACGACUUGUCAGCUCGGUGAAAACUUCUUCUUACACCAUCCUCAACCUGACCCAUUCAGACUCCGGCCGGUACCGAGAGGAGUGUUGGACUGAGGGCAACGUGACGCAUGACAACAACUUCACUAUUACUGUUUGUACUACAAUGGAUCGGAGAGGUAUCACAAUGAAUCCCACUUUUGUGAGACUUGGAGGAACAGUGGACCUGCCAUGUUUUGGAGCAGCUGAUAAUCUGGAUAUCCGGUGGCUCAAACUGGACUCUAGAUAUGGUAGAACAUGGAACAGAGUUUUUGGGGACAAGACGACAUCAGUGAUGGACAAUGUUAGAGGAAGAUACCAAGUGGUGACAAACACAUCAGCUCUUCGUGUUUCCAACAUCAAAGCAACAGACUUUACAGACUACAUCUGUCUGGUGAUGAACCAACAGCAGUGUGUUAGCAGUCAGCCUUUAAUGUUGCGACUACAGGUUGAGACAAUCUACGGCUCAGUGGGAGAGACCGCUGUGUUGCCGUGCUCUAUCACUGACUCCACUGAUGAACAGCCCCCACGUUGGACUAAACUGUUCUCCACUGACCUAGAACUACACAACCAGACUGUUCCUUCAGUAGACCAAAACUACUCGCUGGUGUUUUCAUCUCUAAUGUUAAAUCACUCAGGUCAGUACAUCUGUAAAGCCUCUAUGAGAUAUCAACAUUAUCAUCUGUAUGUGUGUCCCAAAUUUGGCCCCCCUGCUGUAGAGCUCUUCUCAGAGGGAGAAGAAGUCACUCUCAGAUGCACAGAUUGGAGAAAGGAUAAGGGGCAUGUUUGGUUUAUCAAGUCUAACAGAACAGAGGGAAGAAUCUUUAGUGUAGAGUCUGAUCAGAGAAUGAGCAGAGUGAGCUGGUACCGUGAUAAUGGGAGCCUGGUUAUCUCUAAUAUCUCAGUGGGAGAUGCAGGGGAGUACUGGUGUGUAGUUUAUGAUGAUGAUUAUCAGUGUUUGUCAACAGAGAGAACUGUGUUAGUGUACAUGGAGCCCUUUGGGAUUUACUCCACCUUCUUCAAAGUGCGAUGCUCAGUGCUCAGUGUCCUGCUAGGCUAG
This is a messenger RNA of Perca fluviatilis (European perch), 1324 nucleotides long. Its product is annotated as immunoglobulin superfamily member 10-like. Gene Ontology annotation, biological process: interleukin-15-mediated signaling pathway; positive regulation of ERK1 and ERK2 cascade; T cell activation. The record is from RefSeq and is a predicted model, not a curated record. Gene Ontology annotation, cellular component: external side of plasma membrane; membrane raft. Gene Ontology annotation, molecular function: MHC class II protein binding; protein tyrosine kinase binding. The coding region runs from base 23 to 1324 and encodes 433 amino acids. NCBI's taxonomy places the organism in Eukaryota, Metazoa, Chordata, Actinopteri, Perciformes, Percidae. The transcript has 3 exons.